Messenger RNA from Diorhabda carinulata, 755 nucleotides. RefSeq names its product leucine-rich repeat-containing protein 51-like. The record is from RefSeq and is a predicted model, not a curated record. Lineage: Eukaryota; Metazoa; Arthropoda; Insecta; Coleoptera; Chrysomelidae. The coding region runs from base 98 to 682 and encodes 194 amino acids. The transcript has 4 exons.
GCAUUAAUGUUAUGAAGCAUGCUUCAUGAUAGUGACACCUUUUGUCAUAUAAUUUUUCUAUGAUAAUAUUUUUAUCUAUAAAAAGAAAUAUUUAAAAAUGGGGGUAGAUCACGAGGACAUGCUACGCGCCGGAAAACCUGCUGAUUUUUCUUUCAGAAGACUUACGUAUAUAGAUGUCGCAAAAUUCUUAGAAACUGUUGGUCUCGAAGGAGCUAGGUUCACUAGAGUAGCGGGAGUUCCAGGAAAAGGAGAAAAAAAGAAAUUCUUAACUAGAUCGAUUUGGUUAAACAACAAUCAAUUAAGAAGUAUAACCAAUAUGGAUAUAUUAACCGAAGCAGUCUUGGAAUACCCUGAUCAGCUGGGUUGGAUCGAUUUCUCAUUUAACCGUAUUUCCGAAAUUGAUGAGUGUAUAACGAAAUUCAAGUAUUUAAAAAUUGUCUAUUUUCAUGGUAACUGCAUUUCUGAUUUGGACGAAGUGAAAAAAUUGAAACCGCUGAUCAAUUUGAGAAGUGUUACUUUUCAUGGGAAUCCCAUAUCUAAUCAUCCCCAAUACAGAAGUUUUGUAAUAGCUAUUUUACCACAGUUGGCAAACUUGGACUUUACUCCGAUCCUCGCAAACGAGAAGAAAUUCGUACAACCAUCUGAUUUAAUAAGGAAGAAAGAAAAAAAGAAUGCCAAAUAGUACCUUAGUAUAUGGUGUAUUGCAAAUAUUUUUGAAUAAAAUAGAUUUUUAAAAAUCUUUUACCAAAAAAUAA